Diorhabda carinulata is the source of this 909-nucleotide messenger RNA. RefSeq names its product leucine-rich melanocyte differentiation-associated protein-like. The record is from RefSeq and is a predicted model, not a curated record. Gene Ontology annotation, biological process: melanocyte differentiation. The transcript is spliced from 5 exons. NCBI's taxonomy places the organism in Eukaryota, Metazoa, Arthropoda, Insecta, Coleoptera, Chrysomelidae. Bases 131 to 859 code for a protein of 242 amino acids. Gene Ontology annotation, molecular function: protein binding.
GAGAAUAUCAACUAUGGUUGUGUGCUAUUCAAGAAUGUGAAAACUUACAAGGUUUUAAAUUACAUCAACUUGAGCAUAUACAUACCCAGUUAUCCAGUAGUGUCAGUUCAUUAUAUUAAUUACGUUUAAAAUGAACAAUAACAAUGACUUUAUUAUGUUACCGAGUGCUGUUACUUUUGUUGAUAAUAGAUUGUGUUAUAAUGGACAAAACUGUGAAAUGAUUCCGCUGUCAUUGGCUAAUAUUUAUGGAUCAAAAGUAGAAAGUUUAGAUUUAAGUUAUAACGAAUUAGUUAGUAUACGAGGAAUUGAGGAAUUUAGGAAUCUAAAGGAAUUGAUACUUGAUAAUAAUCAACUAACUGAUCAAAUUGUGAUUCCUUAUUUACCGGAAUUGCAUACUUUAUCUUUAAAUAAAAAUAAGAUUGAAGACCUUCCUUUGUUACUUUCUAAAAUAAAUACAAAUUUACCGAAGCUAACGUUUCUCAGUUUGAUUGGUAAUAAGGCAUGUACUAACGAACUAUCCGGAAAUGAAAACGAUGAAAAAGAUUAUCAAAGAUACAGGUGUUACGUACUAUAUCAUCUUCCGAAUUUGAAAUUUUUGGAUUCGAGGAAAGUUGGAAAAUUGGAAAAAUGCGAGGCGAAACGUCGGGGAAAAUUUAUGAACGUUAUAAGACCAUGUGUAUCAAUACCGUUUAUAGAUGUGAAUGAAUUGUGCUAUAAUAGUACGACGAAUGCAUUUAAUCCACUUCCGAGAACUCUUAGAAAUCCAGACGACUAUAAGGGUGCAUAUGGAAAAUGUCAAUAUCGUUACAGUGGAAAACAUUCGGAAGGAAAUCGAUUUAUUUCAAAUAAAGAUUUAUGAAUUUUUUUAUUAUAUUUUAGUAUUUUGUAAUAAAAAAUAUCUCAUAUAAA